Messenger RNA from Rhizoctonia solani, 1710 nucleotides. RefSeq names its product Enoyl-(Acyl carrier protein) reductase. Lineage: Eukaryota; Fungi; Basidiomycota; Agaricomycetes; Cantharellales; Ceratobasidiaceae. The transcript is spliced from 11 exons. The record is from RefSeq and is a predicted model, not a curated record. Gene Ontology annotation, cellular component: intracellular anatomical structure. Gene Ontology annotation, molecular function: oxidoreductase activity, acting on NAD(P)H, oxygen as acceptor. Bases 1 to 1710 code for a protein of 569 amino acids.
AUGAAUUGUCAAUAUGGUGUCGGGAGUAGCACCAACGGGGACAGUGGGUUCGAUGCCGGGGUCGGAGCAUAUGGGAUGUAUCUUGCGAACUGUGGGCGUCCUGCAAACAAAACGCUCCCAGAUACCAUUCAAACAGCAGUGUGCCGACAAAAUAUUAACAUCCCAAAGUUCACUUAUGACUUGUUUUGGGGAGAUGGUUCUUGGUUCUACGAGUACAGUAAAGGAAGUGCUCAGGUCGAUAUCUCAAGUGGAAACAAUAACACUGGAGAGUGUCCUGCCCCCAGCUCUACCACAUCAAUGAUACCUACCACUGGGACCACACAACCGACCUCGACCUCGACGGCCGACCCUGGAUCCGCUAGCACGACCCCGGUUGGGGCGAUCGCUGGAGGUGUGGUUGGCGGUGUGGUCGCGCUUGCUGCUGCUGUGCUCCUAGGUUUCUUUAUCAGUAGGAGGCGAAAGAGCAGAGGAGUCAUCGACCUUACGGAGGAAAACAAAGGGUCGAGUGCGACAUUUGAGCCCUACAACCUAGCUCCCGGAACUACCGCUCAGCCCGUUGCUAUUACACCAUACGCGACUUCAGCUCCGGCUCCAGCUCCCAGCUCCACUGACUGGACUAGCAGUGCAGGAUCACCGCCGCCAACCCAGGCUUCCGGCUCUCGCGCCGCUAAACCAGGCUUGAUUGCACAUAGCCCGCCGAACAGGGCAGAAAUGUACCAGGCUCAGCCUUUGCUCUCUACUGAUGGAGGAUCCUCAUCAAAUAUGGUGGACCGACACGAGGAUUCGGAAGAUCUGACCAGCGCAUUUGGACUUGGUCGUUCGGCUUCGGGUCGACUACCCCCUUCGAUCUUAUCACACCACAGUGUUGUCGGCGUUGCUGCUGCACUAAAGGCGGCAUCCGACCCAUCUUUCACUCCCAAAAAGACCCUUUUCGAUGAGUUCUCACUCAAGGGCCGUGUAGCAAUUGUGACCGGAGGUAAUCGAGGUCUUGGCUUGGAGAUGGCUUUGGCUUUGUGUGAGGCUGGCGCUACUGUUUAUGUGCUUGAUCUCCCACAGUCCCCAGGAGAUGAUUUCGUGGCUACCGCGGAUUACACAAGGAAGCUCGGAUCUACGUUGAAAUAUGUAUCGAUGGACGUCACUGACCAACAAAGUGUUUGGGACAAGGUCGCAGAGAUUGGCGAUGCUGAGAAGCGCGUCAAUGUAUGCGUAGCCGCGGCUAGAGUUUCAGGAGAGUCUGAUUGCCUAGUGUACAAGGCUGACAAUAUACAGCGUAUAAUCAACGUUAACGUCAAUGGUGUAUUCUACUCGGUGCAAGCGGCGGGACAACAGAUGACAAAACAUGGUAUUCCUGGGAGUAUAAUAUUAAUUGCUUCGAUAAGUGGAUCCAUCACAAACCAAGGUCUUGCCUUGACUGCAUAUAACACCAGCAAAUCGGCUGUUUUACAAAUGACAAGGAGUAUGGCAUGCGAACUUAGAAAGCACAAAAUUCGCGUUAAUUCUAUUUCUUCAGGUUAUAUUUACACCAAAAUGAUUGCCGCUUUCGCGGACACCCAACCUGAACUUGCGGAGACAUGGGCAAGCAUGAAUCCGCUCGGUUGUAUUGGCCAACCCGACGAGCUGCGUGGAGUAGUUACAUGGCUGGCUUCAGACGCUUCAACAUUUUGCACAGGUAGCAAUAUACUUGUUAGUGGUGGCCACCAUGCUUGGUGA